GGGCGGAAGGGUAAAAAGAACAGAGGUUCGAAACAGCGUAGUUGAGAGAGUAGAUAAAAUGACGGCGGUGAUGAAGAAGGCGGAGGAGCUGGUGAAUAAGGCGAUGAAAGGAAACGAUGCUUCUCAUGACGCCUGGCACGUGUGGAGGGUCCGAGACCUUGCUCUCUCCCUUGCUCGCGAGGAAGGUCUCUCUUCCAACUCCGACUCCAUGGAAAUUGUGGAGUUAGCUGCUCUUCUCCAUGAUAUAGGUGAUUACAAGUACAUAAGAGACCCUUCAGAAGCAAAAAUUGUUGAGAAUUUCCUGGAUGAGGAAGGUAUAGAAGAGACCAAGAAGAUGAAGAUACUAAAGAUCAUCAAUGGAAUGGGUUUCAAAGACGAACUAGCUGGGGCAGCACUCUGCGAAUCUCUUCCAGAAUUUGGGGUAGUUCAAGACGCUGAUCGCCUUGAUGCAAUUGGUGCCAUAGGAAUUGCUCGUUGUUUUACAUUUGGUGGAAGCAGGGACAGAGUGCUUCAUGAUCCUGAAAUCAAGCCCCGGACAGAGCUAACCAGAGAGCAGUACAUUAAGAAAGAGGAGCAAACGACCAUUAAUCACUUUCAUGAAAAACUCCUCAAGCUAAAGAAGCUGAUGAAAACCGAGGCGGGUAGAAGGAGGGCAGAGAAAAGGCACAAGUUCAUGCAAGAGUUUCUUCAGGAGUUCUAUCAAGAGUGGGAUGGCUCUGCUUGAAUAGUUAAGAAUGAUGCAUGAAGAAGAAAAGCAGUGGAAUAUGUGACAUAUCAUAUGUCAACCGGUUACUUAUUAUUAACUGGAUUUAAAUGAGUAAGCUGUCUACCCGACAAGAACCGACCGAUCUGUGGUUUACAUUCCUCGUCAUAAUUUUACAUUGUUAAAAACGCUUUUGUUUUUUUUAUAAUCAAAUAUUUUUAAUAAA
Capsella rubella is the source of this 929-nucleotide messenger RNA. RefSeq lists its product as uncharacterized. The record is from RefSeq and is a predicted model, not a curated record. Bases 59 to 724 code for a protein of 221 amino acids. The transcript is spliced from 8 exons. NCBI's taxonomy places the organism in Eukaryota, Viridiplantae, Streptophyta, Magnoliopsida, Brassicales, Brassicaceae.